AUGGAGUCCCCGGCUCUACACCCGGAGUCUCCUAUGGAGCAGGAGGACAUUCCUUACCCGUGUAUGGGUUGUGGGGAGAUCCUGGAGGAAGGGAAAGCUUUCGAGCUCUCUGGACAGAGAUGGCAUAUCGACUGUUUCCGGUGCAGCACUUGCAAUUGUCUCUUAGACUCCGAUGCCCACCUCCUACUGCUCGGCGACGGUUCCCUGAUUUGCAGUUCAUGCACCUACAGCUGCAACUCGUGCGGCAAUAAGAUCGAGGACUUGGCUAUUUUGACCGGUGACCAGGCGUUCUGCGCACAGUGCUUCCGGUGUCGAAACUGCAAGAGAAAAAUCGAGAAUCUACGCUAUGCGCGCACGUCGCAGGGAAUAUUCUGUAUGGACUGUCAUGAGUCCUUGAUGCAACGACGACGGAAGAAAAAGGCAACUGCUGCGGCCCGCAGGCCGGGGGCAAAACUAGACAAAUCUCUGCCGUCGUUGCCCCCGAGUAUGGAGGAAACCAUGUCUAUCGAGGAGUCUCCAAGUGAGGCGUACACGGAGGCCGCCGAUAUUCAGAUAGCUGGGCCGGAUGGUUCUGCAGACCGUUCGGAAAGCUCUCCUUCACGACAGCCCGCCGCAGACAAUCUUCUUCUUCCUUCUAGUACCUACCGAAGCAGCCGUCAUAUGGGUUCACAACGUGACAACAGCAGCAAUAAUAACAAUGAAGCUGACGGGGGUGGGGAAUUCUUGAUUCCUCUCGCUUUUGAUCCUUCUGAAAGCCAGCGAUCGUCUUCGCACAGGCAAUCACAAAUCAUUCAGGACCCUCGCGAGUACUUCAACCAGGCCCCGUCUGGCGAUUCCUCACUCCGAACCUCUCGUGACGGCCGGGAUUAUUCCAUGGAACCUCCGUCUCGUACUUCGUCCGAGAAUCCCUCCCCGCACAUUGCAUACCAAGAGAAAGGAUACGAACGUGGCGACGCGGACUCUUACCGACGUGAUAUGGACAGCAAUGGACCGACCAAGCCAUUCGCGCCUGGUGUUGAGUCCAGGCUUGGAAAGACCGAAUCAGCCCGCAGUUCUAGGUCUGAUCUGCCAUUGGCACUGAGGGAAACAAGCGCCUUCUCGGGUGCGACCAGUCCCGAAAGUAGCAGGUCCAAGGAGACUGCCAACGAUAUCACACGAUCGAGGCCACUGGAGAGUGUCACAUCGGUCCACCCACGCCCUUCAAACGAACUGCACCGACUUCACGAGCAUGGUUCUGUGGAGUCUUCACGUUCUCAGCAGUCUUCCUACCCACCAAAGCGAGGCGACUCGCUUGAGAGCAAGCUCCAUUCGAUCCCACGGAAAGAUAUUGGCACAUCGCCAAGUUCCUCCGUCUACGGAGGCUCUCCCAGGCUGCCCGACACUGGUUUCGAGCAGCCGAGGCAGCAUCUCACGUCUCUCGAUACACGAGAUCGCGCACACUCACCGUCCAUCCCGCAGUACAAGGGUGGUAGUGAGUUCUCUGCCGAUGAGGACUUGGCUCGUCUUAUGAGUGAUGAUGGCCAGACUAGCGAUUCUUUCUUACGACGUAUGUCAAGCUCCGUGCGCCACGGCCGAAGCUAUAGCGAGAAAAGUAUUCGAACUGGAAAAGAAGGCAAAACCCCCAGAUCUCCUGGAAGCAUCACGGGCACGGACAUUGCCAGUCCCACUGCCAGUAUAUCUCAAGCUGAGGAGAUUGCUUGGCUUCGCGCUGAACUGCGCAAAGAACGCCAGCGUAUGGCAGAAAUGGAAGGUACUCUUCGUGCCACCGUGGAUGUUAAGCAGGUCAACACCGAGCUCUCCGAAAAACGUUCUACAAUGGUUGUGCUCGAUGCGAAGAGAGAGAUUGUUUUGCGAGAGCUCACCGUGCUCACCAAACAUCUGGAGGCAGAGAAGCGUGGUGCAGCUGGUGGACCCCUGGAUCUUGGAAAGCUUUCCAAUCAUGUCUUGCGAGAGCUUGCGGAAUCUAUUCAGAAGCUGAAGGAGUCCUAUGCGCCUCAAAUUGAGGAGCUCAUUCAGCAGCGCAAUGAUCUGUCCGCGGAGGUUGCUAACAUGACCAAUCAGAAGGAGAAGACGUUCCAGGAAUUCGAACAAUUGUCAUCGAAGAAUGCCCAAUUGGCCGAGCUGAACAACCAAUUGGUGCACCAGAUACAGGAACUGUACAAGGCCAGCUCGGAUGGCCAGCGUGGUACAAAUGGCCUUGGAAUCGCUCAGCACAAGGAGAAGUCCAUGUCAUCCGUGGAGACCUUGAGAUCUACAGCCCACGACUUCCCGCCGUCGAUCUCCCAUGCUCACAUCGCGGACGAUUCCGAAACUACCACAGCCACGGCCACCGUUGUCCCUGGGCCUCAGGUUGUCAGCAUCCGCAAGGGACAGCCUCGCAAGUUCAACUGGAAGAAGGGUGGUCAGAACGUCGCAAAGGGUGUGAAGGGUCUCAAGGGAGCCUUCAUGUCCAGCGAAACCGAGGCUGGCGGUGGUCUGCCCCGUUCGCAGACUCAAGACCCAAGUCGCCAGGGCUUCGGGUUCUUUGGAAAUCAGAGGAACAAGCAGGGAGGCAAGAUGUCGCAGGCCGACAGUGUGCCGGCAUUGGCUGAAGCUGCAGGCGGUGGACUAUUUGGUACCGAACUCGAGGCCCGUAUGGAACACGAGAAGAGUAUUAUUCCAGCCAUCGUCACCCGAUGUAUCCAAGAAGUUGAACUUCGCGGCAUGGAUAUGGAAGGUAUCUACCGCAAGUCAGGUGCCGCCUCGGCGAUCCAGGGUAUUCGUGACGGCUUCGAGCGCUCGCCGUUCGAUUAUGACAUUUCGGAUCCCGACCUCGAUAUUCACGCCGUCACUUCUGCUCUGAAGCAGUAUUUCCGCAAGCUUCCUACUCCUUUAAUUACUUUCGAAGUCUACGAGACAAUCAUCGAUUCUGCACAAGUCCCCAGCGUGUCGGGGCGGGUGGAGCUUCUUCAGAGGAACCUGGGAGAAUUGCCACGUGUGCAUCGCGAUGUCCUUGAAUUCCUUAUUUUCCACCUCAAGCGUGUUGUUGAACGUCAGGAUGAGAACCUAAUGACUAGCCAAAAUGUCGCAGUCGUGUUCGCUCCGACCAUCAUGCGGCCUGAGAGCUUGGCCCGCGAGAUGACGGACGUGCAGAAAAAGAACGACGUCCUCAAGUUCCUGGUGGAGAACUGUCAGGAUAUUUUCAUGGGCAUGCAAGGCUAG
Penicillium cinerascens is the source of this 3201-nucleotide messenger RNA. RefSeq lists its product as uncharacterized. The record is from RefSeq and is a predicted model, not a curated record. Gene Ontology annotation, biological process: regulation of GTPase activity; signal transduction. The transcript has 4 exons. Gene Ontology annotation, cellular component: cytoplasm. Lineage: Eukaryota; Fungi; Ascomycota; Eurotiomycetes; Eurotiales; Aspergillaceae. Bases 1 to 3201 code for a protein of 1066 amino acids.